UGGAAAAGACCGGGGAGGCGUGGGGAGAGGCAUGAAGUUGGAGCCUGCCAGUGGGUCCCAAAGGCAGCAGCCGAGACUCAGAUGAGAUCCUGAGGCUUACAAGUGUGGCGGCAACCUCCCACAUUCUAGGGAGAAAAGUUUAAGUUUUCUUUCUGUACCGGCUCAGGUGGAAGAGAUGCAGCACUGAGUGGAGAGAGGUUGGGCACCCGACGGGAUUGAGCCACCAUCGCUGUUUGUUAGUGUCCUUGUCGCCUUCCAGUGUCCUCCACCAGUUUUGUGAGGUCUUUGCAAGAGUAACGAGAUGUUUCUUUUCUUGAUUUAGUUAUUGGAGGGCUAUGAACAUCUCAAUAGAGAUAUCUGUAGUGGUGAAGGAAUGGAGGUUGCCUGGUAAUAAGCACACAUAACAUUUCCCUUUUUUUAUUUAGUUAUUUUUGCGGUGCUAAAUAUAUUGACUCAUGGUCUUAUGGCAUGUGUUCUACCACUGAGCUGUGUUCACAGCCUGCACCUCCGCUUUUUAACUGAAAUUCUUGGAGAGUUUUGCUCCCAACUGCUAUUUGGGGACAUGGUAUUCUCAGGGAUAUACUUGCCAAAGAAUCUUGAAUUGUUUCUAUUUAUUAUAUUGCCACUGCAAGGUAUUCCUAACCAUUGUUCCAAUUGGACUAAAUAAGUAUAAAAAUAAAGAUUUGAUUUUGCAGCCUUAGUAAUAGGAAGAACAGUUGUGGACAGCACUUCCACAAGCUGACUCAGGGUUUCUUAAGGAAUCACAUGAGCUGAGUCCAUGUUCCUCCUCUCAGUCCCCAUCCCAUUCCUAUCUUGUAGUCACAAGAUUAGUCAUGUCUCUUCCUGAAGCCUACCUGGCCUCUGUACUGGGAGAGAUGAUUUUCCUAGGAAACCAGAUUCCUGAAGCUAUAUCUCUAGGAGGAACUUCAAAGACAGGUAUCCCCAGGAGUUUCCUUUGGUUUCUCAGUCUUUAAUUUGAUGAAUGCCAUCAUGGGAAGUGGCAUCCUUGGCUUACCUUAUGUUAUGGCUAAUACAGGUAUCCUUGGAUUUAGUUUAUUGCUGCUGAUGGUUGCUCUCCUGGGUUCUUACUCAGUUCAUCUCCUGCUUAGUAUGUGUAUUCAGACAGCUGUAACAUCUUAUGAAGAUCUUGGACUUUUUGCAUUUGGAUUACCCGGAAAGGUGGUGGUGGCAGGCACCAUAAUAAUUCAGAAUAUUGGAGCUAUGUCAUCUUAUCUUUUAAUUAUUAAAACAGAGCUUCCUGCUGCUAUUUCAGAAUUUUUGACUGGAGACUAUAGUGGGUCGUGGUAUCUGGAUGGACAAACACUACUAAUAAUUAUUUGUGUUGGCAUAGUGUUCCCUCUUGCUCUUCUUCCCAAAAUAGGCUUUCUUGGCUACACAAGUAGUUUAUCAUUUUUCUUUAUGGUGUUCUUUGCUCUUGUGAUAAUAAUUAAAAAAUGGGCCAUCCCUUGUCCUCUGACAUUAAAUCAUACAGAGGAAUUCUUCCAGAUUUCAAAUGCUACAGAUGAUUGUAAACCAAAGCUCUUUCAUUUCUCCAAAGAGAGUGCUUACGCUAUACCAACCAUGGCUUUUUCAUUUCUCUGCCAUACCUCAAUAUUGCCGAUAUACUGUGAACUUCAAAGCCCAUCAAAGAAAAGAAUGCAGAAUGUAACCAAUACAGCAAUUGCUUUAAGUUUUCUCAUUUACUUUAUAUCUGCCCUCUUUGGUUACCUCACUUUUUAUGUAUUUUUUUUAUUUACAGACAAAGUGGAGUCAGAAUUACUACAAGGUUAUAGUAAAUACUUGCCACAUGAUGUUAUUGUCAUGACUGUGAAGUUAUGCAUACUAUUUGCUGUGCUUUUGACAGUCCCUCUAAUCCACUUCCCUGCCAGAAAAGCUUUAAUGAUGAUGUUUUUCUCCAAUUUUCCAUUCUCAUGGAUUCGCCAUUCUUUGAUUACUCUAGUACUCAAUAUCAUCAUUCUUUUACUUGCAAUAUAUGUUCCUGACAUUAGAAAUGUUUUUGGUGUAGUUGGGGCCAGUACAUCAACAUGUUUGAUUUUUGUAUUCCCAGGACUAUUUUAUCUUAAACUUAGUAGAGAGGAUUUUCUUUCAUGGAAAAAGCUUGGGGCUUUUGUUUUGCUCAUCUCUGGAAUUUUGCUUGGGAAUUUUAGUUUAGCACUCAUCGUGUUUGAUUGGAUUAACAAAUGAAAGAAUAUUUUCCUACUUAUGAAGAAUAAUUUACCUACAUAAGCAAGAAGGAAUAAUUCUGGAAGCCACUUCGAUGAAAAAAUACAUUUUUAUUAAAAUCAUUAACAGAAUAAAGCAGAACAUAAUGGCAGUGUGUAGGAGAAAGUAGAAAUAUAGCAGUUUAAUUAAAAUAAGAAACAAACUCAAAAUGCUCUUAAGUAUUUUGAGUCAAUGUUUCAUUUACGGGGAUUUUUAAAAUCAGUGGACUUUUUUUUUUUUAAGAGUAGUUUUGUGUCUUCAGAAUCAUUGAGCAGUUUCUCCUAUUAUUAACACCAUGUAUUAGUUACACUUAAUGAGACCAUUUUGAAACAUUAUUAACUAAAGCCAGUUGUUUACCUUCGGGUUCAUUCUUGCAGCCACUAGCAACCACUGUUUGUAUUGUCUUUUUACUGUCUCCAUAGUUGUUUUUUUUUUUUUUCCCCCCCAGAAUACCAUCUGGUUGGGAUCAUAUAAUAGUAUGUGUCCUUUCAGACUGGUUUCUUUCGGCUUAACUAUAUACAAUGAUGUUUAUUCCAUGUCUCUUAUGACUUGAUAGUUCAUCUCUUUUUUAAUAAUAUUCUGAAUAAUAUCCCAUUGUAUAUAUGUACCACAGUUUAUUUCUUCACUUAUUGAAAGACCUUUUUAUUGCUUCCAAGUUUUGGCAAUUGUGAAUAAAGCUGCUGUAAAUCUUUGUGGUA
Marmota monax (woodchuck) is the source of this 2921-nucleotide messenger RNA. RefSeq names its product solute carrier family 38 member 6 (gene Slc38a6). The record is from RefSeq and is a predicted model, not a curated record. Gene Ontology annotation, biological process: amino acid transmembrane transport; L-glutamine transport. The coding region runs from base 979 to 2205 and encodes 408 amino acids. Gene Ontology annotation, molecular function: L-glutamine transmembrane transporter activity. The transcript is spliced from 16 exons. Lineage: Eukaryota; Metazoa; Chordata; Mammalia; Rodentia; Sciuridae.